AGAUCUCUCUCGCAAUGAUUUUUCUAAAAACUUGCCGACGAGUUUGUUUCAACAUCUGAAAGCGAUGAGGACAAUUGAUCAAACAUCGAAGAAACCAAGUUAUCUUGGAGAUUCAUAUUACUAUGAUUCUGUUACAGUUUCAACCAAGGGGCUGGAGCUUGAACUUGGCAGAAUUUUGACUACUUUCACAACCAUUGAUCUUUCAAAUAACAAAUUUGAAGGAUACAUUCCAAGUAUUAUGGGAGAUCUUAUUGCGCUUCGCAUUCUAAAUUUAUCUCAUAAUGGAUUGCAAGGUCCUAUUACGCCAUCACUUGGAAGUUUAUCUUUAGUUGAAUCAUUGGACCUGUCAGGCAACCAUCUUGUAGGAGAGAUACCACCACAAUUUGCUUCUCUUACAGCUCUCGAAGUCUUAAAUCUCUCCUACAAUCAUCUCGAAGGGUGCAUUCCUCAAGGAAAUCAAUUUCAUACCUUUGAGAACAAUUCGUAUGAAGGCAAUGAUGGAUUACGUGGAUUCCCACUUUCAAAAGGUUGUGGUAAUCACGGUCAUGAUUCAGCAUCAGAGAAAACUUAUGCUGAAUAUGCGCUUGAUGAAGAAAGCAACUCUGAAUUUCUGAAUGAUUUUUGGAAAGCUGCUCUUAUGGGGUAUGGAACCGGACUAUGGAUCGGAUUAUCCAUAAUAUAUAUCUUGAUCUCAAAUGGAAAUAUGAAAUGGCUUGAAAGAAUCGUUGAAGAGAUGGAACACAAAAUUAUGAUGGCAAGGAGAAAGAAGCAACGAAGGCAAAGGAAUUACAGAAGAAGCAACAAUCGCAUCUAGAAAAUUUACCAAUGGAGCAAGAUUUGAUUUCAGGAACUUACAGAUGUCAAGGAUAAGAAGACGUUGGCGCAGUGGAGUUGGUUACCCCUAUGUUUACUAUUAAGCUUUAUUUUGAGAGAUGUUUCCAGUCCUCCAUAGCAAAGUGAAGCAUGCUGCAGUAGACUUUCACUUUGUUCGCCACCAUGUCGACAUCAAAAAGGUUCGAGUUGUUCACGUCCAUGCUGCCGAUCAAAUCACUGACACUCUCACCAAGGCACUGUCUAAACUGGCUUUUGAGAAGAAUUUAUUCAAGUUAGGAUUACUGAUUCAUCGCCUAACUUGAGGGGGCGUAUUGACACAUCCCGUGUCAAGUUAGUUAGUAAUUAGAAGUGUAAUUAGAAUAUAUGUUUCAACGGUUUUUUUUAUUUAGGACUGGUCUAGUUUAGUUAGUUUAGGACUCAUCUUAGUUUAUCUGUAACUCUAUUUAAUACGCUUUCUGCUUCAUUAAUAAACAUCUUCUUUCCAGCA
Messenger RNA from Capsicum annuum, 1321 nucleotides. RefSeq names its product receptor-like protein 9DC1. NCBI's taxonomy places the organism in Eukaryota, Viridiplantae, Streptophyta, Magnoliopsida, Solanales, Solanaceae. Gene Ontology annotation, molecular function: protein binding. Bases 65 to 814 code for a protein of 249 amino acids. The record is from RefSeq and is a predicted model, not a curated record. The transcript is spliced from 2 exons.